AUGAAUGUGAGCUUGCCUUACCGCUACGGAGCGCGACGGUGGUGCUGAUGAUGAGCCUAGCCUGCGCGCAGAGGUACGCCCGAGUCGGAGGCAGUGGCCUCGUCUGAGGACGAGCGUCCCUGGCCUUCUUCGAUGUCGUUCGGGAAAUUUCCCUUGAAGGAGGACAGUGUGCCGGGCUUACCUGGAGGGAUCUGGUCGCAGAAGCGUCCCAGUUUCAAGAUGGAGAUGGCGCCGCGGCCUGCUGUUGCGGUCGCUCGAGAUGUUCGUCUGGGUGCUGUCAAUCCGGCUCACGCGGCGGCGUUCCGUGGGACUCCUUCUCCUUCUUCGACGGGUGAUGGUUCUGGAUCGUUGCCCUUUGCUAUUCCUUUGCAGCCGACACCAAAGGCAGGUCGUUCACUGUCUCACUCGCAGGGGCAGCGUGAAGUUCUCCAGGGAGCUGGUGGUGCGCAUGCAGGCGCGGGAGCCGGACAGGGAGCAGCACUUCCGCUUGGCCUACUAACGGAAGAAGUUGAUACGGAGUCGGAUUCGGACCUGGAAAAUGUGCUCACGCAUACUAAUUCGCAUCCCCCUAUUGGAUCAUUGAUGCGUACAACAACUCUACCCGCUACCUACCGAGGCUACCAGGGACCGAGCAAUGGCAGAGACCAUCCGAAUGGACGCUCUCCGCCCCAUCAAGGCGUCUCGCGGGGAAAGACGUUUGAAUCCGCCUUCUCACCCAUCUCGCUAGGUAAGUACUGGACAUGGUGGAGGAGCCUACGAGCGUUGUGGAGAGCGCAUCUGAACGAUAUCUGACGCGUUCGUGCCAAAAGAACACCCACGACAUCGAGCCCAAUGGCAGAGCCAUCUCGGCUGGGACGUCCCAGCUGGCAUCAACGAAUCGCGACGACACUCUCUCGCCGACAUUCCAACUCGCCGUGGCUCUGUCGCAGGCGGCGAGCCAAGUCAUCUCAGCAGGAGCUAUACCAUUAACGACGCCAUAGAGGACGAACCAGCACGUAAGUUUGCCUUCAUCUCCUGAUCCGCCCCACCAUUACGCCCUCGUGCCCUCACACCGUUCUACCCUCGCGCGCAAGCAAGCAAUCAGGCGCCAACGCGGCCAAACAGCCGCUGCUGUGAAUGAUGUUGUUGCCUGCGCCACAUCCUCACUUGCAGCCCCUGAAUGCUAUACCACUCUGUCGCGUCGCCCUCACUUUCACUUGACUCUUUCACAGUUUUCUCCGCAUCUGAGCUCUGCACAACAUCAACGACUUCGUUGGCAACACGCAGAACAGCAUACAAACGUCGCCCAUCAAUAGCAUCGAGAUCGAGCGCUGCUAACACGACUUUCCACCAGAAUAUCAACAAUUCGGCCCUGACAGAGCGAUCGAUACAGCGAACGACCCUCAGCACGUCGGCUCUCGCGCACAGAGAACCCCAAACAUCAUACCUCCUAUGUACAUCGCCCCACCUGUUGAACUCACCGCGCACGAACAAGGCGAGAUGGACGCGCAGCGACAGGUGACCCAGGGCAUCCACUGGGGGCCAGGCACCGGACGGCCGAAGAAGCAGCUCUACGUCGUGAGCUUCAAGUGCUCGCGUGUGGACGUCUUCUACCUGCUCGACAACACUGGCCUGGCCGUCAACGAGGGCGACAUGGUAAUUGUCGAAGCCGACCGCGGACAAGAUCUUGGCACGGUGCAGCACGCCAAAGUCACCCCGGACGCCGCGCGCCUUCUCAAGAAGAAGUACUCCGAGGAGCAGUACAAGUGGCUCAUGAUGUACAGCCGCAACAAGGAGGGCGGCUUGAACCCGAACGCACAACUCCACGGCGAGAGCGAGGGCUUUGGACGCCUCUUCCCCGACGCGCCAACGACGAUGCAGGGCACGAUUCCGCGCGACAAUUACAACAACCUGAAGCCCAAGGCGAUCAAGCGCCUGGCGAACGACCACGAGAUCAAGAUGUUGGCGGAGAAGGAGGGCAAUGAGGCCAAAGCGAAGCGUACCUGCCAGCAGAAGGUAGCGCAUCUCCGUUUGCAGAUGGAGAUCCUUGAUGCGGAAUGGCAAUGGUGAGUGAUCAUGUCGGCAGAGUGCAAGUGAGGUUUCACAGUUGCUAACGUAAGCAUGCAGGGAUUUCCAAAAGCUGAUCUUCUACUACUACGCCGAUCACUACAUCAACUUCAAGGACCUCAUCACCGAGCUCUACCGCAUCUACAAGACGCGCAUCUGGCUUUCUGCCAUCAACCCGGCCUCCUUCUCUCAACAUGCCAUGGGUCAGCCGCCAAGCGGUAUCGGCCCCGGCGCCGUUGCCCCCUUCAACCCUUACGCGAUGAACAAUUCCUACACCAUGGCGUACGGCGAGGAUCGCGACCCAUACGGCGCGCAGAUGCCAUAUCGCAUCCCUUACGAGACAUACACCCCGAACUGUAAGUUGAGACGGCGCGGAAUUUGGGAAGCAAACCUGGCUAAUCGCUGCACAGACCCAGCCAUUCCCGGCGUAUCCAACAGCUUUGCGCCGGCUCAAUUCCCCAACGGUCAGAACUACCUGUUCUACGGUCCGGGUCCUGGUAACGGCCAGAAUCAGGGAAUGACGUCCUCGCCGCAGAUUGCCGACGACACGACUCCGACGUCUGCGCAAGGCCCGGCACCGCGAUCGAGCAAUCUCAUGGACUACAACUUCUUCCCCAGUAACGACGAGCACUACUCCAUGGGCGUUGGCAAGGACGCGGCUCAACCAAUGGCGUCAAUGAUGUCUGAUAUGGCCAACGUGUCGCUCUCCGACCCAUUCAGCAAGCAGUUCGGGACGGGCUUUGCUCCACCAUACAAUGGCCAGGCCCAGACAGGCGCUGGUCAGCAAGCCCCAGGAGCACAGAACAGUCCAUGGACCGCGAAGGUCCCCAACUCCGCCGGUGGAAUGGGCCGGCCAAAUGUCUUGCCUAAUCCCAUAGGCACUGCUCGUCCGCCCUCGCAGUGCCAAGAGUACGGCGCGCUUGCCGACAAUCAGCGUCGCGCAACUGUCGACUUUGCGUCUUCUCAGUUCCGCGGUCUUGACACCACCCAGGCCGCCAUGGGUCGUCCGAACUUCCUCGCCGAUUCAGCGCAUCCCAGCAACACGGGCAACGACAGCCGUGCCAACGUCGUACAAGCAUUCAACUACCAGAACGUCGCGAAGGGCAGUCGUAGAGAUAGAGAGGAGGCUGCUGGACGCGUCGGUACCAUGGAUCGCUACUUCUCUCAGCUCCCACCACCGACCGACAUAGGCAACAUGCAUGCGGACGAGAUGUCGCGCGAGCGCUGA
Messenger RNA from Lecanosticta acicola, 3274 nucleotides. The record is from the annotation of a GenBank genome assembly. Lineage: Eukaryota; Fungi; Ascomycota; Dothideomycetes; Mycosphaerellales; Mycosphaerellaceae.